GUUGCACGCGCGCCGCACACGAGCACAAGCGGCGGCAGAGCUGCGACAGGUCUGGAGUUUUCAAGGAGGGAAAAAGGCAGGAGCGAGGAGGAAGGAGUAACGAUGGCGGGGAAGGAAUGACAAGUUUGAAAGUGUGUGUUACACCGGGAAGGGAAAAGUCGAACGAGACUGUAUAGCAAGGCACGUUAACUGAAGAUGUCCGCCGCCCGCUCGAUGAAACAAUGCUCCGGAGAAACUCAGCACCUUAUGGCUUCAUGCAAGUAGAAAUAAAACACAUGAGCUACAGAUACUAAUCUAAACCGAAUUUGGAUCCGCGUUUCACUGCAUUAGAUCACAAGGGAGUGUGUGUGUGUGUGUGUGUGUAAAAUGAUCAAAACUGAGAGCAAAGGCGAGAGGACUCUUAGGAGCGCGUCUCCUCACAGAAACGCGUACAAGGCGGACUUCCACGCCAUCAAGUGUUCCUUUGACGGAACCAAGUCCGACAUCCCGUCCAAGUCCUGCGCUAACGGCGCCUCCGGUGAGGCUCGCGAGGACCCAGCCAGGGGACGCAACUUUGGCAACCGGGUCAACAAGAUCAAGAAUAUUUUCCUACAGCUGGACAGCCAGCAACUGCAGGAGAACCAGGAUGGAAAAGCCGCAGCGAAGGCAGAUGCACCUCAAAUCUCCUCACCCCCGAAGUUCCCAGUUAGUGCCACGCACAAGACCAGCCCGACCAGCCCGGAUCCUCAAAAUGAACGAACCCCAAAAGGAGAGGACCCCGAGAUCGACAAAGCGGCCUUGGCCGAGAAGUUUUCUGUGACUAGGAAACUGUUCGAGAGGGGUAUAAAGGACCAGCCUACAGUAGAGAGACAGACCCCGGGCAGGGCCUCUGGACGCCUUUCACAGGGUAAUGUGUGUGAAGAAAGGAGAGCAACCCCGAAACCUGUAGGAGCUUCUGAAAAUAGCAGCAACAACAACAUUAGUAAAGCAGAUUGCAGCCCUGCUUCACCAGAAAACAAGGAUACUGAGGACGUAAAGCAGGGCAAUCGAUUAUUAAAUGCAGGACCUAUAUCGAGAAGACUGGAAAAUUUCAUGGCAGAUAGCGAUAAUGGAGAAUUAGCAAGAUCAUCAGCUAAAACACCAGAGAAAGUGUGUAGCCCUACAGAAAGUUCAGGACCUACAUCUCCUGUACGAGACGACGCUCACAAACCGACUUCACCUUUGAGUGACCACUUCCAGAAACCAUUCUCCCCCACUCAUUCCAAACCAGUUCGCUCACUGACAUCACCAACCAGUUGCUCUUCAUCCUCUCUACCAUCUUCUAAACCCACUUCCCCUACCACAAAAGACAGUAAUGAGAUCUGCAUCCCCACUUCGAGACAUCCAUCCUCCUCCGUUGAGGGUUUUAAUAAUUCUCGCACAGUCACAGAGGAAAUCAAACCCACCCCUGUUUCUCCUAGAGAGCAAAAGUCUUCAAGUUCUAGCAGCAGUUUUUACAACAAGGUCGAGGGUCCGGAGGUGGCUAAGUGUGAAUCUGUUAUGUCGCGGAGGUCGUCUGGAGAGGCUUUACCUCGGUCCCCGCCAAAUGUAGAUCCUACUGGGGCAGGAGUGGUCCGUGCAGAGCUAGUUAGAGUCCAGAACGAAUCUUCAGAAAGCGAGGAGAAUGAGGAGGACUGUGUAUUUGAAGAGCUGACGCUUAAAAGGGAGCUGAGCCCCGACCCACUGAGAGGAGGUUUGCAUAGAGGAGCUUCAAUUCCAUCAUCUCAAGAUGACCUUCAAAAGGUCACGGAGGUCAAGCAGCAGGAAAAGGUAGUUUCUCAGUCAGAGGAGUGUCAGCUAGAGGAUCAGGAAACCGAGUUGGCAAAGGAGACUGAUGAACAGUGUGAUGAAGAGGAGGAGGACGAUGAAGAGAGUGAACAGGAUGAAUCUGGAAAAACCUCACCAGUGUUUUAUAGUUUUGAAAAUGCAGCAUUUGUGGAUGAUAAGGAGACAGGUCCUUCUGAGAAGGAAGAAGAAGAAGAAGAGGAGGAGGAGGAGGAGGAGGAGGAGGAAGAGAAUGAUGAUCAGAACUAUGACUAUGAGUAUGAUGAAAUUACUGGUCUCUCAGAGGAUGAAGACUGUUCACCCAGGAGGGCGAUACGCUUCUCUAACGCACCAAUACGGGUCUUUACCACGUACUCAAAUGAAGAUUAUGACCGACGCAACGAUGAGGUGGAUCCCGUGGCAGCCUCUGCUGAGUAUGAACUGGAGAAGCGUGUGGAGAAGAUGGAUGUAUUUCCAGUGGAGAUGGAGAAAGGUGAUAAUGGGCUAGGUAUCAGCAUCAUAGGAAUGGGGGUGGGAGCUGAUCAGGGGCUGGAAAAACUUGGCAUCUUUGUGAAGACCAUCACAGAAGGAGGAGCGGCUGAGAGAGAUGGAAGGAUCCAGGUGAACGAUCAGAUCGUAGAAGUCGACAGCAUCAGUCUGGUGGGAGUGACACAACUUUUUGCUGCUACAGUCCUCAAGAACACAAAGGGAACAGUUCGCUUCCUGAUAGGUCGAGAGAAACCAGGGACCCAGAGCGAAGUGGCGCGGCUGAUCAGUGAGACGCUGGAGCAGGAGAGACACCAGCAGCAGCAGAGACUGGAGGAUCCAUAUGAACAGUCCACAGAGGAGGAUGAACACUACGAGGAGGAUGAAGGAGAGGAAGAUGGGAUUGUAAGCUCAAGUUUCGGGAGGAGGUCCGUAGAGCUGUAUGAUUUACCCGAGAAUGAAAGGAUGUUCUUGCCAUCAAAUAUGGAUGCUGCUCAGCUUAGCUUCAAAUUUAAGGAGCUCCAGAUAAAGCACAGCAUAGCAGAGGCCGAAGUCAAUCAACUUAAAGAAAAAUUGAAGGAGUCUGAGAAGGAAAGAAACGCAUGGGAGCAACGUCAAGAGCAGCUGGAGAAAUGUAUUGUGGAGAACUCCGAAAGAAUCAACUACAUGGAGAAAAACUGGCUGGAUGCUCAGGCUCUCUGCAAAGCUCUUAAUGAGCAACUCACAGAAUCUCAGAAUCAGCUUGAAGCUUUGGACAAGAAAUACAGUAAAUCCAGGAAGCAGCUCAAGGAGUACCAGCAAAAAGAACUGGACUUUGUGAUUAGGGAAGAGGAACUGAAGAAGAUUAUGGAGGAAAAGGAAAGCUGUUACAAAGCCCAGAUAGAAGGCUUACAGAAGAAAGUUGAGGAUUUGGAAUCCGGUGCCAAGCCUCAAGACAAUACAGUAGAAAACUGCACGGAAGAGUCUUUGGAUUUAAACGACAAACUAGAAGACGCUCUUUUACAAGAUACUGACUGGAGUGAUGUUGUGCCGGAGACUAAGCUUUUGGACUCGAGUGCCCAUCGGGCCAAAGGCCUUCUAGCACAAAAGUCCAGACGGCAGCCACCAUCUCGCAUUAAAAUCAGAGACACUAUCAACUCUCCUGCAUGCCUUUCUCAGGAUGACGAGGAAGAGUCUCAGGGUCGUCCACAUCGUAGGAGGUCACUACAGGAUAGUCUGUCCCUGCCAGUGUCCAUCUCUUCAUCAGCUAAAGGCCAGACGGAGGAACCUGGCCAUGCACCUCUUUUGGGCACCUCUAGGAGCACCACAGAGCUCUCCGCCCCUCUGUCUUCCCCAGGAACCAGUACAGAGUGUUCCUCCAUUUUCCCAUCAACUUCUUCCCCCACUGGCUUUCUUCGAAAUGUCAAGAAGCGAGAGUCCAAAGGAAAAGGCAAAGAGGUCAAAGAAGACCCCAGUGAUGGAGCAGGAAAAUCUAAAAGGCGAUUCCCUGAUUUUGGUGGUCUCAGGAAGUCGGGUGGGAAAGGAAAGAAACAUGACAAAGACUCAAUGAGAGCAUCGUUGGACAGCAGAGGUUCAGCAGAGCUGCUGGAAGAGUCAGGCCCAAAUGUUUCACCCUCAGCGUCAUUGGCGUCCAACCCGACUUGCAUGCCUUUCUCUUGGUUCGGUGAUAAGGACAAAGAAAAAGACAGAGAGCCUUCAUCUUCUACCAGCAGUCUCCCGCAAACAGCAGCAGAAUCCAGUGAACAGCAGGAUCGCAAAAACAAGAGCAUAACAGUGCUAGAUGAUUCAAAACCAUGCAGUCCGUGUUCAGAGUUAGCAGGGCUAGUGGCAGAGCCCAACCUGUCAGGCCGAGCUCACACUUUAACCUUCUCUUCCAGUGAGACUCUAGAUAAUGAGCCUUGCUCCGUGGGGAAGGACUACCAGUGGCAAAACCGCCCAGUCUCAGAGUGGACAACUCAGCAGGUGUGCCAUUGGCUGAUGGGCAUGAACAUGGAUCAGUACACUUCUGAGUUCACUCAGCAGGGUGUGGAUGGACUGCAGCUGAUGAAUUUGGACAGUGAUAGAUUGAAAGUUCUUGGAGUCUUUAGCCAAACUGACCGUUCCAUGAUUAAGAAGAAGCUUAAGGACAUGAAAAAAGCCCAGGAGAAACUGGAAAAACAGCGUGAGAAGCGUGACAAAGAAGCCAGGCGAAGUGGAAGACUUCCAGGCAACAAUGACUCUAUCUGUUGAGGGCACCCUAAUCUCUUUAUAGGUCUCUUGCUCCAUUUUCCUUUUUAUUUCUACUUCUUUGAAGCACUGACGCACUCUGGUGUGUGUGUGUCAAGCAGGCAGCUGAUGUCCAUUUGCUGUUUAAUUUUACAGUUAUCUGCAGGUUAGACAUGUUAACAAGGCAAUGUAAAAUUAAUCCAUAGUUUGUUCAUAGGAACUAAUGUGCAGAGCAGGUACAUAUUAGAUCUGUGUGUAGCUUGACCCUAACGCACAAGUACGUUUCAUAUCAGAAAAUAUCAGAUUUAAGCAUUACAACACUGUCAAAUUCUUCACCUGGCUCUUUGAACCUAAAGGGCUCUGUGCUUUUUUUUUUUUUUUGCCAAAAUGUUAGUUUAACUUACUGAUACAACUGAGACCAAUUGUAAGGCUGUGGUCACUGCUUACAGGAAUGUGUUACAGCCAGUGUGGACCAAAUAGAUGAUUGUGAGUUCUCUUUGCUACCUUCAUGAGAUUUUACUGUAUUUUAUAUGCACAAAAAAUUGAGAGAACAUGUUGACAUUUAAAUGCCACUUAUUUUGUAAUUAGUAAUGAUUUUAUUACAUCUUUCUAUCUCUUUUUUUUUUUAUAGUACAACCAUCUUUGUUACCUUCUUUGCUAGAACUGUGUACAGUCCUUAGGUGAAAGCACUAUAUUUGUCUUUUAAGAGGCAAACAGUGACAUGGUUUUUAAAUGUACAAAUGAAAUAUUUUAUACGUUUAUUAACUUCAGAAGAAAAAACAUUAUUCAUUAAACUUUUGAACACAUUUUCUACUGAGUAGAAUAGCUCAUAGUGUAAGACCAUUUUGCAAUUUAUAAACGGCAAAACGUGAAAUUAUUAAGGUAUUGCUGCAGUUUGUUUAACUGUGCUGUUUAUGGUAAUACUUUUUAUAUCUUAAAUGACGAUCUACAAAGAUCCUAUAUAGCAUACCGCUGAUUUAGGAUUAAAGCAGGGUACUGAAUUGAGUUAAAAGACUUCGAUUUUUGAUGUUGUGUAAUAUUUUAUUUUGUCUUACCACCUGCUAUGAUGCGUACUAAAUAUUAGUUAUACAAUUGGCUAAGCCCCAAUAAAGUUCCUGUUUAAAUGGAUUUUAAUUGUUUCAAUACACCAUUUUAAAGGACCACGAGGAAAGACUAAUAUCCAGUGAUUUCUCUGGUACGACUAAACAAGCUGCACCAAUAAAUUUAUUUUCACAUGUU
This is a messenger RNA of Clarias gariepinus (North African catfish), 5712 nucleotides long. RefSeq names its product protein phosphatase 1 regulatory subunit 9A-like A (gene ppp1r9ala). The transcript is spliced from 19 exons. Gene Ontology annotation, biological process: neuron projection development; actin filament organization; calcium-mediated signaling. Gene Ontology annotation, cellular component: actin cytoskeleton; postsynaptic density; dendrite. The coding region runs from base 367 to 4497 and encodes 1376 amino acids. The record is from RefSeq and is a predicted model, not a curated record. Lineage: Eukaryota; Metazoa; Chordata; Actinopteri; Siluriformes; Clariidae. Gene Ontology annotation, molecular function: actin filament binding.